AACAAUUUUUAUUUUUUUUUUUACAUUAUAAAACAAAAAUAUUCUAAAUGGAGUUGUAAAAAAUAUCUUGUAUAUAUUUAAGUUAUAUGUACAAUCAAAAUUACACUGAAUAGAGUGCAUGCAACUUAAAAAUAACAGUUUUUUUAGCAAAUUAAAAAAUCAAUAUUUUCUUAUAUUUGUUUUUCGCUUUUUUAAAAAGUAAUUUGUAGUUCUGAUUUCCCGCUACUUUAUCUAAAAUAUCUAACACCGAGAGGGCGUUCAGAUUCUUAAGCUACGCGACUUGUAUGACUGGCAGGUCUUUAAUAAUAGUCAUUCCAUGCUUGUGCAAACAAAUGAAUGAAUGUCAAUAUGUCAUCACAAAUAGUGAUUAUAUAGUGUUGUGAAUUCUACUUUAUUUAUAUUAUCAUAUAAGAAACUGAAGAAAUGACAAUUUCAAGAAUAUUACGCAUGAAUAAUAGAGACAGAUAUAAUUCAUCGUAAAAAAUAGUGAAUAAGAUGAAAUAAAUUGGAAAAAUUGAACAAAAAUGCUAUCGUAUGUGAUGCACAUGUAACAUAAAACAAAAGAAUGAUUAUACGAAAUGUUUGAAAAAAUGAGAUAACUCAUAAAGAAAAUAACUUCAUACAGAAAAAGAAAAAAAAAAGCUUUCUAUCACUGUUCCAGAGAAAAAAAUUAUAUAUACAAAAUUAAAUUUAAAGCAUUUUUACAAGUAUUGUAUAUUUUUAUAUGUAACAAAACUUAAAGUUAUGUGAUAUGAUUGACGUAGACAUAGACAUGUUUUAUAUUGUACCACCAAAUGGUGAGAUACCUUUUUAUAUUUUGGAAGAAUGUAUUUUGACUAGAUUAGAUUAUUUAAGACUUCUGAAUGAAGGUUCUGCUAAUGAAUUUGAUGGAAAAUUUGAAUAUUUAUUAGAAAAUUCUACUUACGAUAAAAUUGGACACUUUGUGUUACGACUAUUAUCUUGCACAUCGUCAGAUCUAUGUGCAUAUUGGAUAGCCAAAGAAUCAUUAUUGUUUAAACAUAGACUAGAUCAUAUAUUACCUAGACAAUUACAUAAAUUAUUAAAGCAAAUUACAUGGAAACUGCAAAUAUUUAAAAAUGAGAAAAGUGCAAUUGACUUAACUCUUAUUGAAUUAUGCAAAUUCUAUUUGCAGCCUUUAGUUUUUAAACAUCUAGUAUCAAAUUGUCAUGAUUGCAAUGAUUUUCAAUAUGAAGUGAGAUUUGAAAUAGUAUCAGACCUAGUGAAAGAAAGGGAACUAGUCCUUAAUAAUGGCAAUGUUAUCACCUAUUGUUCAAGUUGGAAAAAAGUACUUCAAUCAUUAUUCAGUAAUUACGUAAUUACUGAAAUAAAUAUCAUGAAGAGACAAGCACAACACACUGUAAAACAUGAUCUUAGAUUCUACAUUUUAAAUGAGAAAGUUCAAACUUAUCUCUUUGAAGAAGGUAUUCCACAUGGAGAAAUAACUAUUGAUAAUAUAGAUACAGAAGCAAAGAAAUUCCCAUUGUGCAUGCAACAUUUGCAUUUCCUGCUAAGAAGUAGACAUCGUCUUAGUCACUAUGCGCGUUUAUACUACAGCCUCUUUCUGAAAGAGAUAGGAAUGACGCUGGAAGAUUCAAUCGUAUUUUGGAGACAAGAGUAUUCCAAGCCGCAUACUUGUACCUCAGGAUGUUCACAUAAUUGGCAAUCUAAUGAAAAAAAAUUCAUAUACAGCAUCAGGCAUAUGUAUGGUUUAGAAGGAUCGAGGAGAAAUUACAGAACACCUGACUGUAACAGAAUUUGCGCUAUCAGUGGAGCAACAUAUGAAGGUGGUUGUCCUUUCAAGGACUUUGAUACAAGUGCACUCAAAAACCUUUUACAUGUUUCGUUAACUCAAGAUGAAAUAGAGAAAUUUAUGAAAAAUAUAUCUAUUAAAGACCCAGAAGUUCUCUGCACUGCAUUUUUGAAACUUGUAUGCAAAAAUGACAUUAAUAAUGUCAUCAUCAAAAGUCCGGUACAAUAUUACCAAAGAAUGGUUAAUUAAUAUCAAUUUUAGUUUUAUCAAACAUGAAAAACACGUGUUACUGCCUAUUUGUGCCAGUAUUUUUUUAAUCCAUGUUGAAGAAACUUAUCAAUAUAUGCAAACAAAUAUUUUAUAAAUAUUGUAUGUGUACACAAAAGAAAGUUAUAAAUUAAUAUAAAUUAUACUAUUAAGUAAUCAUUGAAAAACCACAUCUUGUACAAGAUGACUCCAUAUGACCUUUACCCAAUUACAAAUACACAUAUUACCAAAUUU
This is a messenger RNA of Monomorium pharaonis (pharaoh ant), 2272 nucleotides long. Its product is annotated as probable DNA primase large subunit. The record is from RefSeq and is a predicted model, not a curated record. Gene Ontology annotation, biological process: DNA replication, synthesis of primer. Gene Ontology annotation, cellular component: alpha DNA polymerase:primase complex. The coding region runs from base 752 to 2020 and encodes 422 amino acids. The transcript has 4 exons. Lineage: Eukaryota; Metazoa; Arthropoda; Insecta; Hymenoptera; Formicidae.